CGGCGCGAGCAGCAGCAGCAGCAGCAGCAGCAUGACUCGGAGGCGGAGCAGGCCGGGCGGUGGCGCGGGCCGACGCGAGCGGGCGCGGGCCGCGGGUCCCCACAAGCCCCCAGCGCCCGAGCCGCCGCCGCCACCGCCGCCGCCGCCGCCGCCGCCGCCGCCGAGCCUGGAAACGGGAGCCGCUGCGGGGCCCCCGGAGACGCCGGCGGAGCCCGAGAUCGACGGUCCCCGGGAGGAGGAUGAGCCCAAGCUGGCGCUCGGCCCUGCGCAGGUUCCUGGCCCCGCAACGCAGACGUGCUGUUUGCUGUGCCACCGCGCUCGGCGCGGCUGGGAAGAGAACCCCGGGCAGAACGGGCUGGUGCUGCAGGGGGAGAAGCUGCCCUCCGACUUCAUGCCCAAGCUGGUCAAGAACCUCCUGGGUGAGAUGCCGCUGUGGGUGUGUCCGAGCUGCCGCCGGGUCAUGGAGGAGGAAGAGAAGCAGACGGGCCGCGAGCAUGCGCUGGCGAUCUCCCUGUCCCACACAUCCUGCAAGUCGCAGUCCUGUGGCGUCGACUCUCACUCCUCAUCCUCGUCUUCCUCGUCCUCCUCCUCAUCGUCUUCAUCCUCGUCUUCGUCGUCCUCCUGCCACGGGAACUCAGGCGACUGGGAUCCCAGCUCCUUCCUGUCUGCGCACAAGCUCUCGGGCCUCUGGAACUCCCCGCAUCCCAGCGGGGUGGCGCCGGGCACGUUGCUCGGGAGCCCACCCCCCAGCCCCGGUGAGGGGCUCCCCCUCUCGGAGCAUCACAGGAGCUCAGACCUCACUGCUCCGCCCAACAGCCCCACCGGCCACCAUCCCCCGCCGGCGUCGCUCAUCCCGCCACACCCCAGCGCCUUCGGCUCCCCGCCGCACCCCUACCUUCUGCCUGCCACCCCAGCACCGCCUUUCCCCGCCCUCGCCUCCGAGUGCCCUGUCGUUGCUGCCGCCGCUGCUGCCGCCGCCGCCGCUGCCACCGCCACCCCGCACCCCUCCGGGGCAUGCCAGAACCCCCACCUGCCUUCCACCAGCAUGCCGCUCCUGAAGAUGCCUCCGCCUUUCUCGGGGUGCACCCACCCCUGCAGCGGGCACUGUAGUGGGGCGCUCCUGCCACCCCCGGCCUCCCAGCAGCUUCCUGCCACCCACAGGGAACCUGGAUGCAGGGGCCACAAGUGCGCUCACAGUGGCCUGGCCUGCCAGCUGCCCCAGCCCUGCGAGGCCGAUGAGGGCCUGGGCGAGGAGGAAGACAGCAGCUCCGAGCUCAGCUCCUGCACCUCAUCCUCCACGCACCAGCGCGACGGCAAGUUCUGUGACUGUUGCUACUGUGAGUUCUUCGGCCACAAUGCGCCACCCGCCGCCCCGACGAGCCGGAACUACACCGAGAUCCGAGAGAAGCUGCGCUCGCGCCUGACCCGGCGGAAGGAGGAGCCACCCGUGCCAGGGGGCGCCCUGGGUGGGGUCCCUGGGGAACCCGCCGUAGACCACCGCGAUGUGGACGAGCUGCUGGAGUUCAUCAACAGCACGGCGCCCAAAGCCCCCAACAGCGCCAGGGCCGCCAAGCGCGCCCGGCACAAGCUGAAAAAGAAGGAGAAGGAGAAGGCCCAGCUGGCAGCCGAUGCCCUCAGGCCCGGGCCCCCAACUUUGUCUGCAAGCCGCGAGCCGCCAGCGGCCCCCGAGCAGCUCCUGGAGUGGCCAGAGCGCGAGCUGGACCGGGUCAGCAGCUUCCUGAGCAACCACCUGCAGGAGAUCAAGGGCGCGGUCAGCGGCUCCCUCCGGGCCAGCUUCACCCUGGACAGGAACGGCUUUGCCAAGGAGGGGCCCGCUGAGGCCCCCGGCCUGGCCCCGUGCAACCUCAACAGCUCCCCCGAGGAGCGGCCGGACAUCAACCUGGACCUGUCCCCGCUGACCCUGGGCUCCCCGCCCGGCGCCCCGUCCCCGGCGCCACCCCCGUGGGCCGACCUGCGGGUCCCCCCGCCCGGGAUGCUGCCCGAGAACGGGCUGGUGAGAAGACUCAGCACCGUGCCCAGCCUGUCCCGGGUGAUCUGGGUCAAGAGCCCAAAGCCCGGCCACCCGGGCCCCGAGGAACCGAGCACCAAGCCGGAGCUGCCGGAGCCUGCAGCCGCAGGCGGGAAGGCCCGCAAGGGCAAGAGACAGAACAGCCAGGCCAAGAAGACUGAGGCCGGCUCGGCCCCCCGGCCCCCCGCCAGCCUCGACACCCCCAGUGCCAAGGGCCAGCCCCCCAGCCCCAAGCUGCCCGGCAAGUCACCAGAGCCCCCCAGAGCAGGCGGCUGUGUCGCCGAGGGCGGGGAAGGCGGCCGGGGUGGCCGGCCGGGGCCUGGCUGGGCCGGCAGCCCCAAAGCGGACAAGGAGAAGCGAAACUCCUGGCGGAGCUGGCCACCCCCGGAGCCCGAGUGCCCCCCGGCCCCGGGCCCCGCCAGACCCCAGAGCCUGCCACAGGUCAAGGCCCGCAGCCGUCGGAGCCGCAACAAGGAGAAGUCGGCCGCCUCCUUGGAUGACGUCUUCUUGCCCAAGGACACGGAGGGGGUGGACAUGGACGAGACGGACCGUGAGGUGGAGUACUUCAAAAGGUUCUGUUUGGAUUCUGCCAAGCAAAUUCGGCAGAAGGUGGCGGUGAACUGGACCAACUUCAGCCUCAAGAAAACUCCUCCUAGCACGGCUCAGUGAGCCUCCACCGGGUCCAGCAGCUUCGGGUGGCCCCGGGACCCCGACUGGAGCUGACGGUCGACGGUGCCCCUCCUUCCCAGCCCGCGGCCCCGACCUUCCCGCCGCCGCCGCCGUCGGACCAACCCAAAGCUGAGACGCGGCUGCAAGCGGCGGGGGAGGCGGGGGUGGCCCUCCGCAUCCACAGAGCCGUUUUCCUGGUGCUACGCCGCCGGCAGCCUCGAACGCCGAGCCAGGGGGGUGCUGGGCUGGCGGGGCCGGGGGGCGACGGUACUGCUGCCCCCUCCCCCAUUCUUUGUGUUCGGGGGUGUUUUUUUGUUCGUUUGUUUGUUGGGGGGGGAUUAUUUUUCCAUUCUUUUGAUACUGUGAAGAUCUUUCUUGCCGAAAGAUAAAGCAACAUUUGGACACAG
Molecule: messenger RNA, 3105 nt
Organism: Sorex fumeus (smoky shrew)
Lineage: Eukaryota; Metazoa; Chordata; Mammalia; Eulipotyphla; Soricidae
Gene: FAM193B
Product: family with sequence similarity 193 member B
Exons: 10
Coding region: 32-2698 (888 amino acids)
Cellular component (GO): nucleus; cytoplasm
Source: RefSeq, a predicted model, not a curated record